Aphis gossypii (cotton aphid) is the source of this 2195-nucleotide messenger RNA. It is a transcript of the gene mus81, whose product is annotated as crossover junction endonuclease MUS81. Gene Ontology annotation, cellular component: Holliday junction resolvase complex; nucleus. NCBI's taxonomy places the organism in Eukaryota, Metazoa, Arthropoda, Insecta, Hemiptera, Aphididae. The coding region runs from base 808 to 2055 and encodes 415 amino acids. Gene Ontology annotation, biological process: double-strand break repair via break-induced replication; mitotic intra-S DNA damage checkpoint signaling; DNA catabolic process. Gene Ontology annotation, molecular function: DNA binding; crossover junction DNA endonuclease activity; 3'-flap endonuclease activity. The record is from RefSeq and is a predicted model, not a curated record. The transcript has 8 exons.
GCAUUUUAAUUUGCGAUUUUAAUUAUUUACAUUCUAAGGUUCUAAGGUUAGUUUUUGAGUUAAAACAAUUUUGUCGAAAACUGGUUAAACGUAAAUAUUUGUUUUUCUUACAUUUUGAUUUUUACUUUUUCCUGAUUUCAUUGAAGAGUACUGAGAAUUUUCUACCCCUUAAGAAUCUAGCUCUUAGUUUCUUACUAGUUACUACCCGCCUAUUAUUAUACUGCUAUAUCAAUUAUAUCAUAUUUAUUAUCAGAGACCAUUCUCAAAGAAAAUUUAAGCGAUUGUAUAUUUCAAAAGGGUGACAACUGACAAACAUAUAAUUAAAUCGUUUUUUGGCGUGUUAUUAAAAAUAGGUAGUUCACAUUGUUGUAAACUUGUAAAAGUGUAAAACCAAUAGGUAUAAUAUAUUGUGAUAUAUAGUAUAUUAUACAUUCAUCGCUCUUCUAAGAAUUAAAAUAUAAAUAGUGAAAUAAAUUGUAGAUAGAAAGCCCUAUCGUUUCAGAAUAUUAUGGAAUCACGGUUGGUACACUGCUUUGUUGUUUUAUUAUCACUUAUCAAGUUUGCUAGACGUCUUAAGACCGGCAUAGAUAUACAUUUUUCUAAAUUAAAUUUUUUGAAUUUUUCGUUACUGAAUUGCGUUACUUAUUUUCCAAUCAUUUUUCUACAUAUUGUCGUUUUUGAUAAUUAUGCAACCUUAUUAUUUCAAUGAAAUGAAUAAGAAUCUGAUUGUUGUUUAUUUGUUGUAAUUAAAUUAUAGUUUAAUUUUAGUAAAAAAGUCUUUCUAUUCAGGAAUGUUAAUUAUUUAAAAUGUCACAGAGGGCUGCUAAGAGUAAGACUCGCAAAACACCAAAUCCAUUGUUUGAAAAAUGGAUUUCAGAAUGGUUAAAAGAAGCUACUGAAAAAGGUUUGGAAGUACGUCAUGGUUAUCAACGUGCAUUGACUUCAUUGCGAAAAUGUCCAUUGCCAUUUAAAAGCGGAAAAGAAUGUUUAAUUCUAAAAUUUUUUGGUCCAAAAUUAUGUGCCAAAUUAGAUAAGCAGCUCGAACAGCAUAAUCAGCUUGAACAGCAUGCAGAUGAAGGUAUUACGGCUGACAUUUCUAAAAAUACACAAAUUGUCAAUGUUUUACAACCUUCAACAAGUAAUCAAAACCAGAAUUCAAUUAUUUCUUUGACUUCCAAUGAUUAUCCUAAAAAUAACCAUACUGUGGUAGAAAAAGAGAAGAUAGUUUUGUGGCCAAAUGAAUUUACUGUCAUAUUAUUAAUUGAUACAGGCGAAUCUAGUAGUUUACGAAAAACCAAUGUAGACAAAGUUAUUUCAGAAUUGUCAACUUUAAAUGUGACUUUUGAAAUGAGACGAUUGAGUGUUGGAGAUUUUGCUUGGAUUUGUCGAGAUAGAAGUGGAAGAGAACUUAUGUUACCAUAUAUACUAGAACGAAAACGAUUAGAUGAUUUAUCAGGUAGCAUUCAAGACGGCCGUUUUCAUGAGCAGAAGUUUAGAUUAAAACAAUGUGGACUUGAAAAUAAAAUCUAUUUAGUUGAGAAUGAAAAAAAGUAUCAUGGAUUACCAAUAUCUCAUUUACAACAAGCAUUGGCUAACACUGAAGUCAUAGAUGGAUUCACAAUUGUGAGAACAGAUAAUAAUUUGGAGUCUAUGAAAUAUAUUGCAAACUUCUCUAAUAUACUUACAAAUAUGUUUAAGGACAAAACGCUUACAACUCAUAUUGAUGAAGUAGAUUCUGGUUAUGGAAACUCCUCAAACAUUGUAAAACUUAUAUCUUUCAAAACCUUUUCUUCGGGUUCUGCAAAAAACAAAAACAUGACUGUACGAGAUAUGCUGAUUCGGCAAUUACUUCAGAUCCGAGGUUUGUCUGUUCAUAAAGCAUUUGCAAUUGUCGAGCAAUAUCCUAGUCCUAAAUUACUUAUAAAUGCAUUUAGAAAAUCAGGUAAUCCACUCUUAUUGUCAAAUAUAUCUUAUGGUAUACCAAUCAAAACUGUUGGUCCGGCCAUCAGCAAGACAUUGUUUCAAAUAUACUCUGCAAAUGAUAAUCGUGUAUAAAUUAUGAUAUAAUGUAAAGCUAAAUAAUAAAAUGAUGAAUACUUGUUAGGUAAACUUUACUGUGAAAAUAAUUUUAGUAAUAAAAAUAAAUGUGUUACGUUUAUAUUUAAAAUAUAGUCAUUUUUGAUGAUGCUAUUUAA